UAAAAUAUUCAGUUGAGAUCUUAAACUCCCGUUUGAUACUCAGGUUGUUGUUUGACUAUCUUUAAAUUUUAGAAAAAAAUAUGUCAUCUCAGCCAUUCUAUAAAACUGAUCGUGAAUUAGUGUGGAAGUUCUUUGGCAAAAAUGAAAAAACUGUUAAUGCAGAAGUUGAUGUUAUAAAGAGGUGGUUGAAAACCCAAAAACAUUUACCAGAAACACCAUCUGAUUCUAUGAUCCAAUAUUUCUUGACGAUAUGUCAGUUCAGCACAGAAAGGACGAAGCAGUGCUUGGAUAUGUAUUACGCCAUUAGAACAGUUAUGCCAGAAUAUUUCGAACAAACAAAUCCAACAUCAUGCCACAUGACUGCAACUUAUGAUAUAUGCACUUUAUGCCCAUUACCGGCUCUUACAAAUAAUCUGGAGCGAGUCUUUUUUGUCAAAUUCUAUCCAAGAGACACUGAACUGUUCGACCUAAAUAAAAUAGUAGCAGCAGCAUUUUUUAAUAUGAACGAAGUCCGCUUGUGUGAAGAUUUAGCAGUAAUGGAUAAAUUUAUUGUGGAUUUUAAAGAUUUUAAGAUGUCUUAUAUCCCUAAAUUCACACCAACUGAUUUUAGAAAAAUAGCCUUUAUAUUCGAAGAGCUGUGGAACAAACAAAUAAAAGAAAUUCACUUCUUUAAUAUGCCCAAAUAUGCAGAACAGAUAGUUUAUCUCUGUACAACGUUUUUGAACAAGGAAUUACGUGAAAAGAUAUUUGUCCACAAUUCUAUAAAAGAAGUUUAUAAAGUAAUUCCAAGAGAAAUUUUACCAAAAGAUUAUGGCGGCGAUGAAAAAUGUUUAGACGAACUUAAUAAGGAAUGGCUACAGAAACUUAAAGAAUACAGAAACAGAUUUGAAAUCCUUGAAAAUAUUAAAGUUAACGACUCGCUGAGAAUACCGUAUGGAAAGAAUUGUGAUAUUUUGGGAUAUUACGGAAACUACAUGAAAACUGAGAUUGAUUAAAUCAUUUUUUAUCUGUCAGUGUUUAGUUCAUAUUUUUAUACGUUAUACUGUUAAUUUCAUACCAUGUAUUUUAGUUUAUUAAGUUACUAGUUUUAAAUAAACUUUUUUAGUGUA
Messenger RNA from Diabrotica virgifera virgifera (western corn rootworm), 1109 nucleotides. RefSeq names its product alpha-tocopherol transfer protein-like. Gene Ontology annotation, molecular function: phosphatidylinositol bisphosphate binding. Gene Ontology annotation, cellular component: membrane. NCBI's taxonomy places the organism in Eukaryota, Metazoa, Arthropoda, Insecta, Coleoptera, Chrysomelidae. Bases 81 to 995 code for a protein of 304 amino acids. The transcript is spliced from 6 exons. The record is from RefSeq and is a predicted model, not a curated record.